This is a messenger RNA of Colletotrichum orchidophilum, 591 nucleotides long. RefSeq lists its product as uncharacterized. The record is from RefSeq and is a predicted model, not a curated record. The transcript is spliced from 2 exons. Lineage: Eukaryota; Fungi; Ascomycota; Sordariomycetes; Glomerellales; Glomerellaceae. Bases 1 to 591 code for a protein of 196 amino acids.
AUGCGCGCCUCACUCUUCCUCGCCGGCAUCCUGGCCACUCUCGCCGUCGUCGCCGCCCCCAACUCUCCUCCUUCCCCCGCCGGACUCAAAGACACAAAACCAGAACAACGCACUGUAGACCUCGAGCGCCUCAACGCCGACGAUCAGGAUGCCUACAUACACACGAAGGCUCUCGACGGCCUGAAGCGUUUGGAUGCUGUCGCCGUUGAACUUGCUGCCACCGGCGCCAGAGAGGGCGAGAUGGCCAAGAACAGGGAGAACAAGGUGGCGAGGCGCGGCGAGAACGCUAACAGAGACAACAACACGCACCAAAUCUUGGUGGACUCGUUUGUCGACCAGGCCAUCGGGGCGUCAGCGCUGGCUUGCAACGGCAAGACUUGCUUGAGGAACGACGUCAGAACGUCCAUCUCUCUGUGCAUGACGGAGGUGGAUAAGGGGCGGAUGAAGGUCAAUGAGCUUUCGAAGGACAAGGCGUCCGUUGCUGGGUCGCCUAAUCGCUGCUCUGAAGUGAUGUGGAAAAUUCACGAUAUCGAGGGGUAUGAGGGCGAUGUAACGAUUCUUGGUGGCGGUGCUGAUGGGUUUUUGUUCUAG